Molecule: messenger RNA, 1833 nt
Organism: Ruditapes philippinarum (Manila clam)
Lineage: Eukaryota; Metazoa; Mollusca; Bivalvia; Venerida; Veneridae
Product: heat shock 70 kDa protein 12A-like
Exons: 4
Coding region: 1-1833 (610 amino acids)
Molecular function (GO): ATP binding; ATP-dependent protein folding chaperone
Source: RefSeq, a predicted model, not a curated record
AUGGCCUGCUCUAAGAUAGACGUAGAAGAAAAUAAGCAGUCCAGUUCUAAGCAUCUAAUUGUGGCUGCCAUCGACUUUGGAACAACGUACACAGGAUUUGCUUACUCAUUUAAAAGUGACCCGAAACAAUUUAUGACAAGCAAAUGGACUGGUGAAAAUGUAAGAACAGCUACGGAAAAAGCACCAACAUGUGUUCUACUUUCACCCGACAAAAGUUUCAUUGCCUUUGGAUAUGAAGCAGAGGAAAAGUACAAAGAAUUGCUCGAAGAGGAUAUCGAGAGUGGCGAAACAAGUCAUGCUGAAGAAUAUUUCUAUUUUGAACGGUUUAAGAUGAAGCUUUAUCAGACAAAGAAUCUGAAAUUGGAUACGAAAAUUUCUGAUGUACAGGGGAAAGAGCUCCCAGCUCUUUACGUUUUCACAGUUGUCAUUAACCAUAUUAAAGAGAACGUUUAUGAACAAAUUAAGAAAACGUUUUCCGGAUUCAACGAAGAUAGCGAUAUUCAAUGGAUUUUAACUGUCCCUGCGAUAUGGUCCGAUUCUGCAAAACAGUUCAUGAGGAAAGCCGCGAAUGAGGCUGGACUUGGAAAUGUGAGACUGGUUUUGGAACCAGAGGCUGCAUCUCUUUAUUGCUAUGAAGAAAAUGUAUGCAAAAUAGCAAAAGCUGAUGGAUCAAUUGUCAUAGACAAGUUUCCAGAAGGCAUGAAAUACAUAGUUGCUGAUUUAGGAGGUGGAACAGCUGAUCUUUCUGUUCAUGAAAUUUUAUCGGAUAGAAAUCUUAGAGAAAUCUACAGGGCCGAUGGAGACGCUUUUGGUGGUAUGAUGGUUGAUUUAGAAUUUUUGAAGUUCUUUGAAGAUAUCUUUGGAUCAAAUGUUAUUCGCUUAUUUUCAAAAAGAUAUCACAAUCUUUUGAUGGACAUUCAAUUAGCCUUUGAAACUAAGAAAAGGACAUUUGACUCUGAUUUGACGAAAAUAAGGCUCCCUAUAAGCGAAUUAAAUGAAGUAAUAAAUGAGAUUGAAGGGCAAGACGUGGCAACAAUGAUUGAGAAAGCUUCCAAAAUAAGUGGUUUUGAGUCUCUUAUUUUAAAAUCAGAUAAAUUAUGUUUUGGAAGAUCUAUUAUUGAAGGAUGUUUUGAAAACGCGAUAGAAGGGAUCAUAAAGCUUAUCAAUAAAAUAACAGAAAAUGAUGAACUGGGAGGAAUAAAUAAUUUGCUUUUGGUAGGCGGCUUUUCCGAGUCUGGAUAUGUCCAAAAAAAUAUCGAGAAAAAAAUUAUGGGGGUGAAAGUAAUCAUUCCAUUAGAACCAUCCCUUGCUGUACUUAAAGGAGCUGUAACUGCAGGACACAAUCCAAAAGCUAUUACAGAGCGAAUCGCCAGAUAUACCUACGGGUUUUCAUUUGCAAGGCCAUUUAAAAAUGGCGAAGACCCGGAGGAAUUAAAAGUUGUUCGAAAUGGAAAGGAUUAUUGCACCAGCGUCUUUGAUAAGAAAAUAACGAAAGGUGACGUACUUAAAGUUGGAGAUCAUUUUGGUACACCUUGUGCUCACACUUUGGACAACACGGGCAUCCUUCAAUUUUUAAUGAAAAUGUUUCCUCUUUUUGCUGAUGUCUAUAGGUCCGAUAAGAAAGAUCCAAAAUACACAGGGGAAAAGUACAAAUGCGAACUUGUUGGUAUGGUAAUGAUUCCACCACCACCUUCUGGUUGGCCCUCUUUGUCGAUUCUUAUACAAGAACUUGUGGUUGGGGAGGCAGAGUUUACUGUUCGCGCAAUCAAUCUGAACACCAUGACGUGUACUGAAGGACAACUUGAUUUUCUACAUUCAAUUUCCAGGCACUAA